Molecule: messenger RNA, 906 nt
Organism: Fomitiporia mediterranea MF3/22
Lineage: Eukaryota; Fungi; Basidiomycota; Agaricomycetes; Hymenochaetales; Hymenochaetaceae
Product: kinase-like protein
Exons: 5
Coding region: 1-906 (301 amino acids)
Biological process (GO): signal transduction; protein phosphorylation
Cellular component (GO): cytoplasm
Molecular function (GO): ATP binding; protein kinase activity
Source: RefSeq, a predicted model, not a curated record
AUGUCCAGCAUCUCCAAUAAUGCUCUGCAUGAAACCCUUGCUAAGCUUGCACAUCUCGAUCUAUCGGGCCGCGUCCAAUGCGAUGACGUUGUCAUGAACGCUGCUGGUGGAUACUGCGAUAUUUUCGUUGGGUCCGCGGUUCUUGCUUCCAGGGAGAACUUCAGGGAGGGAACCAGAAUGAAAGUUGCAAUCAAGCGACUUCGUGUACAUAUUUGGAAAGAUCGAGAUUUUGAAAAAAUACUGGGAUUUGCCAACGGUCUUGACUACUUGCACAGAGAAGACAUAGUGCAUUCGGACCUCAAAGCAGACAACGUUCUCAUCAAUCAAUUUGGAACUCCUCUCAUCUGCGACUUUGGUAUAUCCAGAAUGCUGUCCGCUACAGCAUCAGUCGCUGCAAUAACUUCUGGCGGGCUCAAAGGAUCGAUAAGAUGGAUGGCAUACGAACUUCUUGAUUUUGAAUCAUUGGAUGGCGGACACCAUACAAAAGAAUCAGACGUCUGGGCCUUUGGCAUGACUGUUUAUGAAACCCUUACGAAGAAUUUACCCUAUGCAGACCUGAAGAAUGACGCACUUGUUCUGCGUGCGAUUUUGGAAGGCAGAUUGCCGCCAGUGCCCGCAGACUUCGAUUCCUGGAGACCAAACCUUCAAACGGUUUGGAAAAUAUGUCAGAAAUGCUGGAUAUUGCCUGAAAAGGAUUGUAUUACUGUGGAACAAGUUGUGAUUCAUCUUGCUGGGGUGGGUGACGGCUGGGCAGAGACGUGUAAUGAUACAGCCUUACUCAGCCUAAUUAAUUUAUACUCUACACCAGAGCCAACUUUAGAGCUGCCAUUUCAGUAUGCACCUGUCACCUAUAGUUGCCGUGGUCCGGUUCUGGACCGGUCCACCCCUCCUUUACCUGGACUGUAA